GUACCUGCAGUGCAGCUGGUGGAAACUGCCAAGGCCAUCCUAGCAGACGAUGCUGCGCUGGGCAUUCAAAGGAACGAUAAAGUAUUGAAGCGGAUAGCCAAGGGCGGUCCAACACAUGCGGCAAGGCAAGCGUUUGCAGCCUUUGACUCUGUUAAUCUUCGCGCUCCUAUGCGAGUGAGCAGGGAUAGCAUUGGUCAACGCGAUGAUUAUCCAUGGAUCCGGCCUCAGGAUUUUGCCUUUUGCCUGCAGCGCGAAAAAAGGCUGGAUCUUUUGCUGCCGGCUGCUGACUUGCAAACCAGCAGGCUAAUUCUACAGGAGUAUUGGCGGCGGUUCAAAAAUCAGUAUGAUGAUCAUGGGAUCUUCCAGGAGCUGACGCCCCAAGAACUGCAGCUGACGGUGCCAAUCAAAAUUCACGGCGACGAGGGUAAGAAAAAGUCACCCAUUAUGCUGAUGAGCUGGCAGCCCGUUUUGGGAUCUGGGACCAGCAGAUCCAUUACUUUGCCAGCUGCUGUGCAGAAGGAGGCCAUGAACAUGAAUUUUCUGGGCCACUGUGAGACAACGCGUUUUCUGUCCUUUGCUGCUCUCAAAGAGACUUACUGGGACAAUCCAGGAGUUCUCCAGAAAGCAAUGACACUCAUUGCUGAGGAUCUUCUUGCCUUCAUGAGGAAAGGAAUUCCUUUAGAAGAUUCCAACUUGCCUCUCAGAGUGGCAGUUGUGUCAAUCAAAGGUGAUUGGCCAUGGUUGAUAGAAGCUGGUGCACUGACAAGACACUUCAGAAGAGCUCCAAAGAAAGGAGAGUCAGCUAUGGUUGGUGAAGGUAUAUGCCAUCUCUGCCUAGCUGGGUGUGAUGGAUAUCCUAUGCACGAGGUGGGUGAUGCUGCGAAAUUCCUUGCAACAAUGGGAUCGGCUGCGUCGCUUUGCCCGUGGAAUACACUAGCGCCCUGGGUUGACCUACUUCCGGCCUCUCCCAGCUUUCACCCGUACAUGUUCAGGCCAGACCUAUGGCAUAAUUUCCAUCUUGGACAGGGCCGCUACUGGUUGUCUUCAGCCUUUGUGGUACUGUUGCCUCUGUUUGGUGAUGGUGGGGUUGAAGUUCGCUUUCAACGUAUGACUGCAAGUUGGCGGGAGUACUGCUCAAGGAAGAAGAUCAGACUUCUAGCUAUCAGAUUGCAAUAUUUUGUGAUUUGUUGA
Messenger RNA from Durusdinium trenchii, 1191 nucleotides. The record is from the annotation of a GenBank genome assembly. NCBI's taxonomy places the organism in Eukaryota, Dinophyceae, Suessiales, Symbiodiniaceae.